Molecule: messenger RNA, 936 nt
Organism: Hemicordylus capensis (graceful crag lizard)
Lineage: Eukaryota; Metazoa; Chordata; Lepidosauria; Squamata; Cordylidae
Product: olfactory receptor 2J3-like
Exons: 1
Coding region: 1-936 (311 amino acids)
Biological process (GO): G protein-coupled receptor signaling pathway
Cellular component (GO): membrane
Molecular function (GO): G protein-coupled receptor activity; olfactory receptor activity
Source: RefSeq, a predicted model, not a curated record
AUGGAGCUGGGGAACUUUACCACUGUCACAGAAUUCAUCUUGGUGGGACUCCCCAACCACCGGAAGACACAGCUUCUGCUGUUUGUGAUGAUCCUCAUCAUCUACUUGCUUACCAUUGUGGGGAAUCUUAUUAUCAUUCUUCUAGUGCAGACUGACUCCAGACUCCACACGCCCAUGUACUUCUUCCUCACACAACUCUCAGGUGUGGAAAUCUGUUAUGUCACCAGCACUUUGCCCCAGAUGAUGGUUCACCUUCUGGCUGGAAAUGGAACUAUCACUUUCACACAUUGUGCGGCCCAAAUGUACAUGAUAUUGUCCAUGGGCAGUGCUGAAUGCUUUCUCUUGGGUGUCAUGGCCUACGACCGCUACUUGGCCAUCUGCCGUCCCCUGCUCUAUGCUGUUGCGAUGAACAGGUGGUGCCAGAUGGAGCUAGCUGUUGCCUGCUGGGCUGGUGCCUUCCUCUGCUCUGUGAUAUACAUGGGCUGUACCUAUUGCCACCCCUUCUGUGGCCCCAACCACAUCAACCACUUCAUUUGUGAACUGCCGGUGGUGUUGAAACUUGCAUGUGCUGAUACGCACCUCACAGAGGCCAUCAUUUUUUGGGAAGCUGCUAUGAUCCUUCUUGGGCCUCUUUUUGUUAUCCUAACUUCCUAUGGGCUCAUUCUCUCUUCUGUUUUGAAAAUGAGAACAACAGCUGGACGGCAGAAGGUUUUCACUACCUGUGCCUCCCAUCUCCUGGUGGUCACUGUGUUCUAUGGCACUGUUGGUGCUGUGUAUAUGGUGCCACAGUCAGGUACAGCUCCUGACCAUGGCAAGCAAAUUUCUGUUUUCUACAUUGUCAUCACCCCGUUGCUCAACCCUAUAAUUUAUACUUUACGUAACAAAGAUGUCCAUGGGGCAGUGACCAGGUUGCUACAAAGACAAAGAGUUGGAUAA